AUGGACCUCGGUGAUAGGAAUGUAAAGAAGAACCCCUCUUCAUUAAAAUCAGUUAAAAAAGGUUCUUUUGCUUCUGGGGGAGAAAGUUUUAAAUUAGAGAGAAUUAUCGGAAGUACUGUCCUCAAUUCGCAAUCUUUUAAAUUGCAUCCGUCAUUGUUUCCUACAAGUGGAGCUCUGCCAUUAAUGAUCGGAGGUAAUAGCAGCAUGAAUUCGGAAGUGGUUGCAUACUUGGCAGGCACUAUUGUUGUAGUUUAUAAUGUUAAGAGGAAUAAGCAACUUAGGUUUUUAGAACAUCCAACAUCAAACAAGGCUUUCAAUUGUAUUGCAUUUUCGAAAUGUGGUCAAUAUUUAGCAGCAGGUGAAAAAGGACCAAAACCAUCAAUUGUUGUUUGGGACCUACAUCAAGUGUUUGCUCAAACAUUUGAAGAAACAAAACCAAAAAUUUUCAGUGAACUAAAGAGCAAAGAAAAAGGUCAUCAAAAUGAAGUCAAGAAUAUUUGCUUCUCAAAAGAUUCCAAAUUAGUUUUAAGUGUUGGCUUUGAAAAUGAAUUGAAAAUUUGGGAUAUCUCAGCUGGAGGAAAGGCCGAAUUGAAAUUUUCAAAAACUGUUGAUGAAACAAAUGAUUUAAUUCUCUCACCUAGUGACGAUAAUGGAUUUAUUACUGUAGGAAAAGGAUUUGUUAGAUUUUGGUCAAUUUCUAGAUCAGCAAAACUUUUCUCUGUUCAAUCAGUCUCGACAAACCUUGAUGUUUGGAAGCAAGCUAACUUUGUUUCUAUUGCCUUCAGAGGAAAAAAUGACACUGCUGAGGUUUAUGCUGUCACAAUGGAUGGUAUUUUAUGUAAAGUAGAUCCAAAAUCAAAGGAACUUCAAAGUUGGGUCAAUAUCAAAGUUGGGAGAGCAUACUGCGUUUCAGUUGCAGAAAAAUAUGUUGCCAUUUCAUGUGCUAAGGGUGUUGUAAGAUUGUUCGAGACAAAAACUUUACAAUUCAAGAAAACUCUUCCUGAACCUCCUCCAUCUACAGCUCACAUUACAUUGAGGAGCGUAUUUUCGAGCGUUAAUAAGAGUUACAUCAAACCAACUUCUUCUGAAAUAGAUGCCCCUAAUGCUAUUGUUUGUGGAAUAUUCGGAGAUAAGAUUUCUGUAAUGUAUGAUGAUAGAAGCUUCUUCGUUUGGGACAUUUCAAAUCUUCAAUCUAUCUGCAAAUACAGAUCAUUCAUUAGCCAUUCUGGUUGCAUCUGGGGAGCAGAUGUUCUUCCAAGAAAUUCAAAAUCCCCUUUCCCUCAAAACACUUUUGCAACAUGCUCUGCAGAUAAUACUAUUAGAUUUUGGAAUUUAGAAACUGGUGAGCAAGAGGAAAAUAUCAGAUCUUCUGUUGCUGGCAAGAGUGCAUUCUGUAAAGAUCUUCUUGCCGUUCUUCAUAUUCCACCAAAUGACAAGACUGUUGAAGGAGGUAUUAGAAGUGUUAGAUUCUCUCCAGAUGGUUGCAAUAUCAUUUCAGGAGACAAACAAGGACAUGUCAGAGUGCAUGACGUAUUCAACUUUGAUUCCAAGUAUGACGAAUUUGCUCAUGAGUCUGAAGUUCUUUGCAUUGAUUCCUAUCAAACACAAAAUGGGGACGUUUUGUUUGGUUCUGGAAGUAGAGAUAGAAUGAUUCACUUAUACAGAAUGAAAGAUGGAAAAACUGAAGUUGUUCAAACAUUGGAUGAUCACAGCUCCUCUGUGACGUCAAUUAAAUUCACUCUCAGCACUCAAAAACCAACUGGUGAUUCCCUUAAACUUGUGAGUGUGGGAGCUGAUAAGUCGGUAGUUUUCAGAAGAGUUGAAGAUGUCCCUCAAAAGAAAUCCGUUAGAGUUGUCAGAUACCAACAAACACCCUCUCCAUUCUCUGUUUUCGAUCUUGACGCUGAUGUUACUGGUAAAUGGGCUGUUACUGCUGGUCAAGGAAAGAAGAUUAAUAUUUAUGACAUUGACUCUGGUAAAUGUAAACAAUAUAUUGACACAAAAGAUCCAAAGCCAGUUAAGACUGGUUGUGAUAAUGCUGAUCCACUCAGAGUUAAGCUUUGUCCUGCAGGUAUUUUAGCUGUUACAAGUGCUUCAGAUAAGCAUUUGAGAGUUUACUCAUUCUACAAAAAGGUGUCUAUUGCAAGAGUUAAAGGUCACUCUGACGUUAUUACUUCAAUUAACUUUACUCCUGAUUUGAAGAGGUUAAUUACCACUUCAGCUGAUGGCUGCAUAUUUAUCUGGAGUAUUGGAACCAAAUUGUCUAAGAACAUGCAAGAAAGGCUUUCAGAAAUUGAAAAGAUUGUUUCGACCCCAGUCCCUCCAAUUCCACUUCCAAAGGAAACUAUUGUGCCUAUUCAAUUGUCAAAACUGGAGGAAGAAAUUAAAUCACCAAUGAUAGACUUUAACUUACCUUCUCCACCUUCUUCAAGAGGAUUGGCUUCCUCUGAUUUAGUUAAAUCACUCAGCAAACAAUUUGAUCUUGGAAAUAAGGAUGAACAACCAUCACAAACUGAAGAGAGCUCACCAAGUUUAUCACAUUGGACCAAGAACUCCUUGUCUCCAAAGGUCUAUGAAGACGAUAAGUUGCAACCAUUAUCAAAAUGGGGACAAGUGGAGAGAGAUGGAUUCAAGUUGGCAUCAAAUAUUAGUGAUACGGAACGAUCUCUCACCUACAAAAGACCAGUUCUUCCAAUUAUUAUUCACCACGAUGACGAUCUUGUCAACUCUGAGGAACAUAUACUGGAGGAGUCUGAUACUGAAAGUUUGGAUCUAAGUGAUGAUGAUGUAUCGGAAGAAGAAAUUAUCUUUGAUUCAAAUGAAAAUUCAGCAGAUACCAGCUUCCAGGUUGCAGAAAAUGAACAUGUUGCAGAAAUUUCAAUUGAAAAGGCUCCAUUGGAAGAAGUCAAUGAUGUAAAUAUUAUAUCUCAAUCUGACAAUGUUUCUGAGUCUAUCGAACUUGGAGAUUUAGAAGCAGCAAGCGAUGAUGAAGAUAGUGAAGAUGAUGAAGGAGAGUACUCAAAGAUGGUAUCUAAGCAAUUGGAAGAAGAUCUUCUAGUAUCAGCUCUUCGUUCAAACACUCAAUGGAGUUGGCUAAAGUUGAGCAAUCUGCAGAGAGAUUUACUUUAG
Messenger RNA from Naegleria gruberi, 3129 nucleotides. RefSeq lists its product as uncharacterized. The transcript has 3 exons. Gene Ontology annotation, biological process: regulation of mitotic cell cycle; mitotic spindle organization. Gene Ontology annotation, molecular function: protein binding. Bases 1 to 3129 code for a protein of 1042 amino acids. The record is from RefSeq and is a predicted model, not a curated record. Lineage: Eukaryota; Heterolobosea; Eutetramitea; Acrasida; Naegleriidae. Gene Ontology annotation, cellular component: mitotic spindle.